This is a messenger RNA of Clupea harengus (Atlantic herring), 3616 nucleotides long. RefSeq names its product zinc finger protein 800b (gene znf800b). The transcript is spliced from 5 exons. The record is from RefSeq and is a predicted model, not a curated record. Bases 40 to 2391 code for a protein of 783 amino acids. NCBI's taxonomy places the organism in Eukaryota, Metazoa, Chordata, Actinopteri, Clupeiformes, Clupeidae.
CGUGUGAUUGGCCCACAGCCCUACUGCCGUGACUGGGAGAUGGAGGAGCCCACGCCGGAACAGCAAAAGAUUUCCACCAACGACAAAGGAUGCCAGACCGAGACAGCCUGCAACGGCAGUCCAGAACCAGUUGGACCCACCUCCAGCUCAACCCACGCACCAGAGUAUUGCGUGGAGCCUGGAGAUCCUCCCCUGCUGCAGAAACAGAUCCAGACCUCCAGGUCUGGUAUCCAGCAGAUUAUUGAGUGUUUCCGGUCAGGCACCACACAGCUCCGACACAUCCUGCUGAAGGAGGUGGACACCAUCUUCGAGUGUAAGCUGUGCCGCAGCCUGUUCCGAGGUCUCCCCAACCUCAUCACACACAAGGAGUUCUACUGUUUCCCCCGGCUCCCCGAGCCUGACGGCUCUUCGAGAGACGCCCGACAGAGCGCAGCCACGAAGGAGCUGAUUGAGGCCAUCUACCCACGGCGGGACGAGUACGUGGUGCGGCUAGAACCCAUUAGCACCAACCAGAACGCCAUCUUCCAGCACGUCUCCCGUGAAGACAAAGCCACCUGCCACGCCUCGACCGAACAUCACAAGGAGAAGGAGAAAGAGAAGGAGAAGGACAAAGAGAAAGAAGCGGAGCCCAAUCACACAACUGACCCGGAGGAAAAACCAGGCACCGACGCGUCGGAGAGCGAGGCAGAAACCCAGGAGGAGGACGAGGAGGCAGAGGAGGAAGAUGUGGAAGAGGAAGAUGAUGAUGAAGAGGAGGAAUUGCAGGGCUUGGAAGAGGAGGACGAUGACGAGGAUGCCACAGAGGGUGAAGGUGACCAUGAAGGUGACAGCCCUGGGAAGGAAUCGAACAGUGAUGUGCAUUUGAGUGACGGGGCUGGCCCUGUUGUGCAGGGUGUGACCAUCACCUGCUGCAUGUGCGGCAAGGACUUCAACUCGCGGCAGGCCAUCCGCCGGCACUGCCGCAAGAUGCACCAGAACCGGCUGGAGGAGCUUCGUAAGUUCACGGAGAUGCGUACCGUGCCCAUCAGUCUGCUCUCCAUGGUGAAGGUGCCCUCGGGCGUCUGCUCACCCGUCAAGACGCCCUACGGAAAGAGCUGCCCCGUCUGCUAUAAGGCCUUCGCCACCAAGGCCAACGUGCGGCGCCACUUCGACGAGGUGCACCGCGGCCUGCGCCGAGAUCUGAUCACGCCUGACAUCGCCACCAAGCCAGGAGUGCCCCUCUCGCUGGAGACCACUGCCAGCCCUGCGCCCCAGUACAACAUGACCUCCGGCAAGUGCCUGGUGUGCAAGCGGAAGUACAGCAGCCAGGCGCGGCUCAAGAGGCACCUGCGCAUUGUGCACAAGAUCCGUCCGAAGCUGGCCACCGCCAUCUCUCCUCAGACACCUUCGUCCACUGGCAAGAAGGCGGUCAAACGGCCAGCGUCGCCUCCGGUUGAAGUGCAAAGGCGCGGCAGGCCGAAGAAAUACAGACGGGAGGAGCACUUCACGCUCCGUAAGCAGCAGCAGCAGCAGCAGCAGGAGGAGGAGAACAACGACGGAGACGGAGGCCCCGCAAUGCGGCGGCCGAAGCUAGCGCUAGGCUUCGACUUCAAGCUGCUCUACUGCAAGCUGUGCAAGCGGCAGUUCAGCUCACGGCAGAACCUGGACAAGCACAUUGAGCUGCACACGGACAACGACAACGAGAUCUUUAUUAAGUUCUACCGCUGCCCGCUGUGUAGCUACGAGACGCGGCGCAAGCGCGACGUGCUGCGGCACAUCACCGUGGUGCACAAGAAGCCCAGCAACUACCUUACCAAGAUCAUGGCCACCAUUGAGAGCCGCGCCGUCAAGAAGCCCGCCGAGCUGGUGCUGAAAAACGCCAGCGGCGGCGCCAAGCGCAGCCAACUGCCCGCCUCGCCGGCGCACUUAAAGGAGGAGGUGAACGGCAGGCACGAGCCGGCCAUCGCGACCACUCCUCAAAGCACGCGCAAACACACGGACGCUGCGGCGGCGGCCACCCCCUCCACCCCGGUCACGCGCAGGCACGAGCUCCCCCCACCCACCCCGCCUGUCACGAGAAAACACAGCCUGUUCCUCUCCAGCCCGCCGGUCACCAGGAAGUCCGACCACCACCAUCACCACUCCUUGACACCCCACACGCGCAAACAGGAGGCCCCGCAGCCCUUACUGUCGCCCAAGCAGGAGCCCGUCGAAUCGCAGCACAGCACGGAGGUGAAGGUCACCAAGAACUUCUCCCUGCACGCCUGCGACAUGUGCGGCCGGGCCUUUGCCAAGAAGCUGUACCUGGAGACGCACAAGCGCAGCCACCGGAACGCCGCUGCAACCGCGGCGUCCACUUCCGACGACCACCGCACUCAAGGAGUCAGCACACGGUCGAAGGCCCUGCUCUGAUCUUUUCAGAGGACGCAUCUCAUGAUCCCACACUGGAACCCUCAACGUCAUGCCAGACGUGAAGAGACGGGAGCUUUGAAAAAGCUGCCAGCCUUGGACAGUGCUGGCGCCACUGUAUUGUAAAUAGUACCAAAACAGAAUGAAGUGUGAGGGAGGAGGAGGAGGCAUGGUGACGUUUGUGUACAAAUGGACUGGUUUCUAGCUUUCCCGGAUUUCAGAGGAAGUCCUUAGGCCCCUUAUUUUGGUUUGUUUAUUUGUUUGCUGACGUUUUCCAGGAACUCUAAUCUCGAUAUCUGCCUACUCGGCUGAAUGUUUGUGUUUUGUAUGUAUGAACAGGAAAUGAGUUAACAUUUAUUCUUGCAGACUACCAACCUAUCGUUGCGUUUUUGUUCGUCUGUGUGUUUUACACUGUCUAGGACCACAGUCACUCUUAUUUGUUGAAAUGAAUUUUAUUAAACUCAUUCCACGAUCAGCUAGCCAGAUCAGAAACCUUGCCCCUGUACCUGCCCUCAUCUACCCUUUACACCCUGGGUAUCUAGGGCUCUUUAAUUGCACAUUACCCUCCACUUGGGGGCAGCAGAGUGCAAGUCAAGUGCAUGACAAAGGUACCGCUUGAUGGGGUUGUUGAUCUAGGAACCAUUGGCUGUUAUUUCCCUAAUUUCCUUUCCCUUUGCUCAGAUGUGAGCAUGCUCAAGUACCAAAACUAAUCCUGUUUUAGAGGAUCAACCAGAAGCAAAUCUGUACUUUACUUUACUCUUCAUGAAAAUCAAAAAUGUUAUGACUACUUCCGGAAAUUGAUAACCUCAAAGUCGCCAUCAGCUGAUACCAUGCAGCUGAGUUAUUAGCCACAAACGGGGGUUCAUUGAUCAAGGUCAUAAGGACAUAUUAUUUGACUUUUGUGUAGUCAGAAAACUAACACAUGCAUAGGUACUACCUACAAUGUCACCAUUUUUUCAGCGUUUUGUGCUUUCCGUGUUGGAGAAUAUUGUAGUUCGGUUAUAUUACUGACAGGAUAUCAUUAUUUUACUUUAUAAACCAAUCAUUCCGAAACUGAAGUAAUUAGAUUAAUUAGUUAUAUGUAGUCUUCCCUGGCUAUUUUGGCUCCUCACACACCCACUGCAGCAGGUAGGCUAAAUAGGUGACUCCAUGUUUCAUUGCUGAAAUGAAUGUAUUCAAAGCUGAAUCCACACCUGCUUUCCUUAAUAAACUAAGCAUAAAAAAACUA